Molecule: messenger RNA, 1761 nt
Organism: Cuscuta epithymum
Lineage: Eukaryota; Viridiplantae; Streptophyta; Magnoliopsida; Solanales; Convolvulaceae
Source: the annotation of a GenBank genome assembly
UGAUAAGUUUGGGUUUGUUCUGUUUUGUUCAGUGAACUUUAAACUAGCUCAUUUUUUCUCUGGAAAUGGUGCACACUCCUUUCUACCUCCUCAUUCUCCUCAUCUUUUUGCAACUCCUUCCAUUUCCAGCCUUUGCUCAAAACAAUGGCAAUGAAAUACCAGUUAACAGCUCCCUCACUGCAACGAAUGGGACCAUACCAUGGCGUUUAUCACCAUCCGGUGAUUUCGCUUUCGGGUUCUCACAAGUUAAAGGCACAAACCAGUUCCUACUGUGCAUAUGGUAUGCCAAAAUAAACGACCUUACCAUAGUUUGGCAUGCCAAAACCAAUACUUCUGGAGUCCCCCAAGGAUCAACCCUGCAGCUGGAUGCCGAAAACGGGCUUGUUCUUCGUGAUCCUCGGGGAAACAGAUUAUGGAGCAGUGAUGGCUAUGUUGGUAAAGUUGCUUAUGGAUCUUUCUAUGACACAGGGAAACUUGCACUCUCUGGAAGUGAUCAUACAGUUUUGUGGGAUACUUUUUCCCACCCAACUGAUACUUUGUUGCCAACCCAGGAGAUGAAGAAUGGAAGCAGUCUCAUAUCCUUAAAGUCUGAAGCCAAUUUCACACAAGGUAGGUUCUAUCUUCAACUCCUUCAAAAUGGCAAUUUGGUGCUGGGAACCAAAACAGUUCCCACCAAUGUAGACUACAAUGCUGUAUACUAUACUAGCCAGGCAAAGUCUGUAUACAAACUGAUAUUCACAGACAAGGGCUCACUCUCCCUACUAAAAACAGACAACACAACAGAAACUCUUAUUUCACUUUCUGACUCCAUAGUCAAGGAAAACUACCUAAGACUAACUCUUAACUUUGAUGGGGUCCUGGCUCUUUACAAGUACCCUAAGUCUUCUUCUGGGGGUAACCAAAAAUGGAUUCCUCAAUGGACUCAGCCAGACAACAUCUGCACCAACAUAACUGGAGAAAAGGGCAGUGGGGCUUGUGGGUAUAACAAUGUCUGCUCACUUGGCCCUGACAAGAGACCCUCUUGUAAGUGCCCACAAAGUUAUUCAUUGGUUGAUCCAGGGGAUGUGUAUGGCAGCUGCAAACCCGACUUUGUUCCGACUUGUGGUGGGGGUUCUUCCUCCAAUGUUAGUUUUGUUGAGGUAAAGGACACAGAUUGGCCCUUAUCUGACUUUGAGCAGAUUAACCCUUCUGAUAUGGAUGAAUGCAGAAGGGCCUGUUUGGAAGACUGUUUCUGUGCUGUUGCCAUUUUCAGAAGCAACAGCUGCUGGAAGAAGAAGUUGCCAUUGUCAAAUGGGCGUGUAGACAAAAGUCUGGGGGCAACGGCUUUCCUUAAAGUACACCAUUAAGUAAAGGCCUCUAAGAUGAUGCUCAUCCAUCAUCCAAUUCUAUGUUUAAUUGGUGAGACUUGAGAGUAUAGGAUGCAGAAAUGCAUUGCAUCCCAUGCAUGAAGCAAUCAUUAGAGGCAUAUAAUUAAGGUAAUAAUUCUAAGAGCUUGUAUCAACAAACUAUUAUCAUAUGGAGUAAUGAAGUAUUGAUAGAAUAUAAUAAUGUGCUCAAGCUUGAAAUAAUGUUAUGGGAGACAUGUGAAACUCAAGUGAGUUUAAUAAGUAUGGCUCGCUCCUUUCAUUUCUAUACAUUUUUACGAAGUACUUUGUAUUUAUAGACUAGCUAUAAUGUGGAGAAAUUAUAAGAGGUCAGCUACCACCCUUUAUGUAUAUAAGUUAUGUUGGUAUCGUCCCUUAAAAUUUUGUCAAUUUCUUU